Dentiscutata heterogama is the source of this 334-nucleotide messenger RNA. NCBI's taxonomy places the organism in Eukaryota, Fungi, Glomeromycota, Glomeromycetes, Diversisporales, Gigasporaceae. The record is from the annotation of a GenBank genome assembly.
GUCCAACCACAAAUUAUUGAACCCACUUCUGAUGCUGCGAUUCGAAAUCAGAAUCAAAUAACCUUACCAUUGCAGACUGAUCGUCGCGUUAGAUUUAACCCCAAAGUACAACGAAAAUAUAUUGAUCGUGAACCUGAAUCUCUGAUGUAUAUCCAAGUUGUUGGUGACUCUUUCGGUAUAAAUGAUGAUUUCGAAGACAUGCAAUUUUUAGAAAAUCUCUACUGGAAGCGUGUCCAAUUAAGAGCUAAUAGAGGAACAUACACCAACCGUAGGCGACAAAAAAUCGAAGAGGCUGAAAUUGAUAUUAAAGUGUGGAGAAGACAAUAUUUUGCUG